CCGGGCUUUCGCUAUCUGGUGCUUCGCGCCGGCCGCCUGCAAAGCCCCUCCCGCUUGGGUCGUGUCGUGUCGUUCCCGGCGGCAUUUAUUGCCGUUGCGACGGCGCGCCGCGUCGAAGACAAGACUGUUGAUUGAUGCUGCGCGUGGCAGCGAUUUGGCGCGCGGGGGCUCCGGCGCCGGUGCCGUCGGCUCAACAUGGUCUGCUUUUCCCCUCUAGCAUGAUCCUGCGUUUUGAUGGAGCUGGAACACGAUGAUAAAACUGGAACAGACGAGACCGAGACUCCGAACGAAGUAGCUUAGUUUCGAGUUUAUUUUUCUUGGACUGGAGCGAGUGCCAGAGCCAGUGCGUGUUUGUCUUCGACUUUUUCACUGUCGUGUGUCCGCUACUAGGUUGCUAUGAAAGGAGGCACGCUACUCGUUUUACGCUCUGGUUAUUUAUUGAUCCCGAAAACACCCACACUAACAAAAGAUAAAGAUAAAGAUCUGGUGCCGUCGUGAUAGCCCUCGAUCUUUAUCUUCGUCGCGAAGAUUGAUUUCGUUUGCAUUUUUUACUAUGUCGUCCGGUUGCGAUUAUGCUGCGAAAAUCGAUCCCAGAUUUGAUUUGCGAAGAUCCAAGAGGCCCAUGGUUGUGUUGAUCUUCUCUUGCCUCAAAUAACGUCGAUGUGUCUCUCUGUGUCUCUGAAGUGGUCUCGAUCUGCUAAAGUGCAAAGGGACGCAGUUUUUCUGUUUUCCCUCGUCAUCGCACGGAUAUGACCGGCUCACCCAAUU
This is a messenger RNA of Amoebophrya sp. A120, 768 nucleotides long. NCBI's taxonomy places the organism in Eukaryota, Dinophyceae, Syndiniales, Amoebophryaceae. The record is from the annotation of a GenBank genome assembly.